Molecule: messenger RNA, 5735 nt
Organism: Siniperca chuatsi (mandarin fish)
Lineage: Eukaryota; Metazoa; Chordata; Actinopteri; Centrarchiformes; Sinipercidae
Gene: cckar
Product: cholecystokinin A receptor
Exons: 4
Coding region: 1775-2890 (371 amino acids)
Biological process (GO): phospholipase C-activating G protein-coupled receptor signaling pathway
Cellular component (GO): plasma membrane
Molecular function (GO): gastrin receptor activity; cholecystokinin receptor activity
Source: RefSeq, a predicted model, not a curated record
CUGCAUGUCCAUGGUGAAUUAUUAGGUUUUUUUAGUGCGCUGGUAAUUGUAUUAUAUGUUGGAGAGAGGAUAAUUGAAGUCAUCUAAGGCCAUGCGAGGUUCAUUUCCCUGCAUGUUCACAUGCUUCUGGUGGUUUAGUGAGCUUGAGCUAAAAACAGUUCUGGUCAAAGGAAAAGUGUAGAUUUACCUGAAGCCAUGUGCGAAGCAACUGUUCAGUUUGACUAUAUUUACAAUUUUUAUGUGCAGUCAAGGCUGUUGUUUCCUGUUCUAUUCUACAGCAGGUUCAUCCUCAAAGUCACAUUCAUGAAUAAUUACAGGGUGUAUAAGUAGAGUCUUGAGCAAAAUAAUGGAUGGUGUGAAGGAUCAAGGCAAAUUCUCCCUGAAAUAUUUAUGAACGACAUGGGCGACAAAACCAACUGGAAAUGAGGAAUGCAAUCUGUACAAAUCUCAAAUCAUUUUGGGACCAUGAUAACUGAGGUCAACAGAACUUUAAAGUCCCCCUCUACUCAAAAAUGCGUUUUGCUUAUUGUUCACUUGGAUGUUUGAGCUUCACUGUGUAGAAUGAUGUAUGUGCAGAGUUUGACACUAAAGGCUAUUUUCACAUUCAUCUGCUGAAGGGUGAAAGUUUCUCACUCUGCUCACUUUGAAUCUGAGUUUAAGACGUGUCUGCAUCACAACAGCAAUAUGGUCCGAUAUGCAUCUUACAGAAGUGUGAUGAGGAAACUACAGUAGAUUCACCCUGGCAAAUAUAAGUCCAGUAUUCAUGCUCUUUUAACUCUGUUUUUCUACCAGCUCCUGAGGGAAAUAUCUGGCUCUUUAGCUGCUAAAUGCUCCUCUAUGUUCACCAGUUCACAUUUUAAUGGUCAAUGAAAUAAUUAAUACAAAAGCCUACACCUCAGCAUUAUCCUCUCAUGUCAUGGAGUAAUGGAUUCCUUUGAAGCAGUUUUCUUCAUUUCUUCCCCUUUAUGCAGAAAAGAAAUGAACAUAAUUGUGUUAUACAUGACCAAAAUUGGGACAUAACCAAACCAAAUUGCCUGCAUUUAGUUUAGCCUGUACUUAGACUUUAAACCAGUAGGCUUAUACAGUGGGAAACCUGCGCUAAAUCCUUUCAAUCAUGUUCUCCAUCAUCAUACCGCUGAGUUUGUGGCAGUGGCAGCGGACAGACCUUCCUUUUUUACAAGCACAACAUUUAGAAACAAAAAGACUGAUUACGUAUACAUUUUUAUACCACUUCUUAUAUAGAUAAUUAAAAUGAUCUCCAAAUGAUUUCUAGAACAAUCCAUAGCAGAGGUUACAGACAGCUUCAAGGGAGAUGAGUCAGUCAGAUAAAGGAUGUGAAUUAACUCUUCCUUGGCUUUAAUUUGCUUGUAAUUUUGAUGAAUUCCCAAGGUUUCUUCUUCUACCUCUCGGAAAGCCUCUUCUGGGAGCUUUGUAAUAGGGUGCAGUCAUUACAGAUGGUGCACCUUUACAAAUAUUUCAUUUUCAUCCAAUUACAGGUCCGCUAGGAAAUCUGAUUUUCACUUUUCUCCUUAUUUCCUGUUGCUCCAUUUAGCCGUUCAGUGAGAUCAGAGCGCUGUCAUCCGGGAUUAUUAACUCAUUUGUCCACAUGUUUAUCUGUUUAUGUGUCGCUCCUCUCGGAUUGUACACAACAAUAAUUUGAAUGUAUUUAUAGUUCCUCUUGUUAUUGUUACUGAGUGCGUUAACGCUGAUGUGGUAUCAGACAGGAUGUGCUCUGUCGCUGCUCAGCAGUUAAAUUUAAUGUGACAAAACAUUAAUGUGCCAUAGCAUCGCAAGCACUACAGUAAACACAGUGACAUGUUGUGAGGAUGCUGACCAUUCUGGGUGCUACAAAGCCCAUGGCAGAGGGAGAAAAACCAAGAGCAAGGUGAAAGGUCUCUCAGUAAGUGUUUCCACAUUCAAUCUGGUGGCCAUCUCCCUGGAGCGCUACAGCGCCAUUUGCAACCCGCUGACCUCCAGGACGUGGCAGACCAAAUCCCACGCCGCCAAAGUCAUCACUGCCACCUGGGUGGCGUCCUUCAUCCUGAUGCUUCCCUACCCCAUUUCUAGCACCCUCAAGCCCUUCACCCGCGUCAACAACAGCACCGGGCACAUGUGCCGCCUGGUGUGGCCCAAUGACGUCAUCCAGCAGUCCUGGUAUGUGUCCCUGUUGUUGCUGCUCUUCCUAAUCCCUGGGAUUGUCAUGAUGACAGCCUAUGGACUCAUCUCCUUGGAGCUCUACCGGGGCAUCAAGUUUGAGGUGUCCAGCAGGAAAUCUAGCAGAGACAGACAAGCCAGCACUGGCAGCAUCAAGCCCGGUGACAGUGAUGGCUGCUACCUGCAGCCUACUAAAAAGAAGAGCAUCACAAAGAGUACAGGCAACUUCGCCAACUCCAGCAGCAAGCCCACGGUGGGGCGUGUGUGCGGCAGCAGCUCUACAGCCAACCUGAUGGCCAAGAAGCGUGUGAUCCGCAUGCUCCUGGUCAUCGUCUUCCUCUUUUUCCUGUGCUGGACUCCCGUCUUUGUAGUCAACGCGUGGCAGGCUUUCGACCGGCGCUCGGCCUACCGCCUGACCGGCGCGCCCAUCUCCUUCAUCCACCUGCUGUCCUACACCUCGGCCUGUGUCAACCCCAUCAUUUAUUGCUUCAUGAACAAGCGCUUCCGCCAGGGCAUGCUGGCCACAUUCACCUGCUGCAGCUGCUUAAGGAGGAGCGGCGGAGGGAGCAGCGGCUUAGGGAGGUCAGCUGGAAUUGGAACGGCUAAAGGGGAAGUGGACAGAUUAAGAGCGGGGCCAAAGACCACUGAGCAGAAUGGCCAUACCCCGUCAAGCGGAGCCAGCACACGCUUCACCUACACCGGCAUCCGUGCAUCCGCCUGGAGUGAGCUGACUUAAACUGGAUUGAUACGUGUGUGUGUGUGUGUGUUUGUGUUUAAGAGCUCUGGCCUUAGUGCAAACACUUGUAGGGAAUCUGUGGUGUGUUGUUUCAACAUAAAGGCCUCACAGUGCUUAUAGGACUAGUUUAUGGGCAGUGACUUGGCUUUAGUUUGGAGUGUGACAUGACGUGGGUACAGCAGUUAAUGACUGUGGAUUAGAAGUGGUGUACAUUCAGUUCUCUCACAGCAGAUCAACACAGCGAUGUUUCCCUAAAGCUUGCAGUGUCCAGGGUGGAUGCCUGGUCUUUUAAAGCUUUGAAAAGCCUCAAGUCUGACAUAGCAAAGGAGUGUUUUUCUGAAGCAGAAUACCAAUUAAUGUAUUUACCCUCUUUCACUUGUUCCUCUACCAUGGCCAUACAGUUCAUUGUUUUGAAGUAUGUGCACCAAACAGACACAAUCAGUGGCAGACUGAUUAGACUGCACAAUAGGAUCAGUUCAUCCAAAUUACAAAACAAGUAUAUAUUUUCUUACUUACCUCUAAUGAAAACAGAUCACACCAAGGGAAAUGGUAAAAGCGGUAAACCCCACCAACCUGGUGUCUCAAGGAAGAUGAAAAAAACUAAUGUCAAUUUACAAAAAGCACUCGAACUGGGUGGUAUUCUUAAAUGACUAUAUCAGUUGACAAAAACAAUCUCACCCCAAGGGCAGUUUAGUAACUGUUCUGGAGCAUUCGAUCAUAUCACAUCUUCAUCAGCAGAUUGAGUUUAUCCAGUUGUCAUGAUGGAAACGGUCCAAGGUCAAGAAUGAACCUUGAAACUCCACUUUUAAGCCAACAUGGUCAAGAAGUCCUUAAAGUACUCAGGAAAAAAGGGGGAAUUUGAACAGCUACAUUUCCAUGAUAACUGGGCAAACUCCAUAUGCUGAUGAAGAUCAUGUGAUAUGAUCAAAAGCUCAGACCUUAAGGUGAGAUUGUUUUGUCAACUGCUAUUUUCAAAGUCAAGAUUGAAGUUUAAAGAAAUAGCUUGACAUUUUGGGAAAUAAUUUAUGAGUUAGAUGAGAAGAUCGAUACCACUCACAUGUUUGGGUGUUAAGUAUGGAGCUAGAGCUGGCAGGCAGUUAGCUUAGCGAUUAGCAAGACUGGUAGCAGGGGGAAACAGGUAGCCUGUACAACUACCAACACCUCUAAAGAUCACUAAUCAACACUUUGCGUCUUGUUUGUUUAAUCCUUACUCAAACAGAAGUAGUAACAACGGUAAGCUGUUCCUGUUGGUGUACUAUUAUAUUAUUCUAUUUUAUUAUCAUUAUUAUUAUUAUUACUAAUGCUCUGUAUGCUAAGCUAAGCUAAUCGCCUGCUGGCUCUAGCUCCAUAUUUAAACACAGAGAUAAAGCAAAUAAGCUUAUUUCCCAAAAUGUCAACAAAUUCCUUUAAGAUUCUCUGUGAUGGAUUACACAAUUCCAACAUUUGACUUUCUGGAAAUAAUUGCAAACUAAUGGCUGCCAGAAGUUGGGUGAAGACAUUUUAAAAAUUGUAAACAAAAUCGUCAGCAGUAAUGUAAACUAUUCAUGAUUUGUAGGAAAUUGGCUAGAACACGAAAAAUCACUGGUUUGGCCCUUUAAUUUAUUUUCAUACUCAUAUUUGUAAACAGGCUUUUAUUUGUCAUCUUCAGUAACAGCUGCCUGUCACGCUAACUGUACUCAGUAGCUUCAAAACAGCCCUCCAGUGCACAAAUAGUUCUGCUCUUGUCCUUGACCCACUGUGUGUGUGUGUGUGUGUGUGUGUGUGUGUGUAAGAGGGUUGUACUGUGUGUGCUAUGGGAACUGGAGAGGCCUUAUCAUUUAGUGGGACUUUAAACACCUGUAUUCACCCCUCUUCUUCAAAGAGUGAAUUCCCGGUAUUAACUACCUGAUUUCCACUGAUUCAUACUGUUAAAUAUAGCAGUGUUAAUGUAGCAACUUAUUCCCAUUUUGUUUUCUUGUAUCAAUAUGUUGCGAUGUUCAUUGUACGACCUUGAUAUUGUUCUAUGAAUUCUUACUUUUAGGUUUUGCAUGAUAAUGUGCCUAUUUUGAUAGAGGUCCUCUUAAACCGGGCACAUAACUGAAUGUAAUCCCGGUGAUUUUACAGGUUUGUCAUAUUCAUCUGGAAGUGGUUCUAGGAAUGGUAUUGUGUUCUUUUGGUUAUCUACAGACACACAACCCAUCUCCACAUAACCAACGUCAGGUUGACCAUAUAAAGACCCUGAGUGCCCGGUGUGCAACUGCGUCAGCAAAGACUUGGGGCAGAGUAACUCGGAGCUUUUAACGGUUUUAAUAAAAGUGGAUCUAAAAAGGACAGAGGGCAUUAGGGCCCAGACAAGUGGCGGAAAGAAAAGGGGAAAUCUGCUGGGACUUCUUCCCAGGGAUAAGAGCUCCAUUUGGGCUUAGUAGAUGCCCAAAGCCCUACCACCUUCACCCUGCAGCCACUGGGAGAUGCUUAACUGUCACACUGUGUUUAUACAUUACAUAAAAGAUACACAAGUCUGUAUUAUUCAUUUGUUCUCUUUCAGCUAAAACCUGAAACAUUUGGGAUAAAGUGUAAAAACGUACACGCUUACGCUUCUGAUGACAAUUAAAAACAUAACACAAAGUGAGAUUUUAUAUCACUUUUUUAUUUCUCAUUUUUAUGCCAAUAUUGCAAGUUUUUUUCUCGUUUUUUUCUUCUUUUAAUGACAUACAGAUUUGAGCAUGACCUGGAGCUGCAAUAUGUACAAAAACAAACUAACAUAUGUUAUCAAAAAACCGUCCCCUUUGUUUUGACGUUAUUGCUAAAUGUUACAAACGGCACAGGUUUCUACCAUCAGCAACCCUUUGAGCACUGAGUAUACUAC